Ectocarpus siliculosus is the source of this 1374-nucleotide messenger RNA. Lineage: Eukaryota; Phaeophyceae; Ectocarpales; Ectocarpaceae. The record is from the annotation of a GenBank genome assembly.
AUGCGAUGUGCCUCUUACAUAUCGCCUCGACAAAGAGACAAGAGUGAAUUGUGCCCCGAUGGUCAAGAUCCCCGGCAAGGCGGCUGCAGUGAGGCCGCAGAGAGAGGCACCGGCGCGGGCGAUGAUCUCCCGCGGGCGCCGAGGAGGGGAGGGAGGGAGGGACAAGGUAGGGCGAAACGAAGCUUCAAGGUCUCAGGAACUUUGUUCGAGCUUGACGCAAUGUACGAGCUAAUCAAGCCGAUCGGUCUCGGCGCGUAUGGCGUGGUGGUAUCCGCCCUCAACACCGAGAAUGGGGAGAAGGUCGCGAUCAAGAAGAUAACGAAAGCGUUCGAUGAUCUCGUCGACGCCAAACGCAUCUUGCGAGAGAUCACCCUUCUCCGAAAAUUCAACCACGAGAACAUAAUAAACAUCGUGGAUAUCCUGGUUCCGCCAUCGCCGGAGGAGUUUGAAGAUGUGUACAUCGUGUCUAAUCUUAUGGAGACCGACCUGCACCGCAUCAUCAACUCGAAGCAAGAACUCACCCCAGAGCACGUCCAAUACUUCAUCUACCAGAUUUUGCGGGCCCUGAAGUACAUGCACUCCUCGAACGUUCUUCACCGGGACCUGAAACCUUCCAACCUUCUGCUCAACUCCAACUGCGAACUCAAGGUUUGCGACUUAGGCCUGGCGCGAGACAUCGAGAGUGGCUGUCAGGAGCUGACGGAGUACGUGGUUACCCGAUGGUAUCGCGCUCCGGAGAUUAUGCUCGGUUGCCAUGAAUACAGUAAGGCAAUAGACGUGUGGUCGGUGGGGUGCAUAUUUGCGGAGCUGAUGCUUCGACGGCCUUUCUUCCCGGGUGACAACUACAUAGACCAGCUCACCAUAAUCUGCGACAAGCUGGGCAAGCCGAAAGAAGACGAGCUGACGUUUGUCUCAACGGAAAAGGCGAGGCGGUUCAUCAUGAAGCUGUCUGCGACGACCCCCCAGCGCUUGAGGGAUCAGUUUCCCGGGACGGCGAGUGACGAGGCGCUCGAUCUUCUGGCCAAGAUGCUCGAGUUUUCCCCCGAAACGAGAAUCUCCGUCGAGGACGCCCUCAAGCACCCCUUUAUGCAGAGCUACCACACAGGAAACGAUGAACCCAGCGCCGACUUCGAGUUUUGUUUCGCCUUUGAGGAGGACGUGCCGACCAAGCACCGCCUGCAAGAGCUCAUGUGGGAAGAGAUGCGCCGCUACCACCCGGAGCAGGGGGAAUGGAAGGGAAAGGCGAGCCCCCCUACGGCUGCUGCGGCGAAGCUCAUUGGCUCGGCCAGGCCGGGUUUGGAGACGACUCGCCCAGCAAACCGCCCAGCUUCGCCAAGAGCAAGGACAUGUUUACACAUUGCAAGAAUGCCAUGA